GUUUACUUUUUUUUUAGUGUAUUGUAAAAUGGGUGCACUUUUUAGUAGCCUUUUCAGUAAACUUUGGGGAGAAAAGGAAGUUCGUAUUUUAAUUCUUGGUCUCGACGGUGCCGGUAAAACUACCAUUCUAUAUAGACUUCAAAUUGGUGAAGUUGUUUCUACUAUUCCAACCAUUGGAUUUAAUGUCGAAACUGUCACAUAUAAAAAUAUUAAAUUUCAAGUAUGGGAUUUAGGCGGGCAGACUAGUAUAAGACCUUAUUGGAGAUGUUAUUAUUCUAAUACAGAUGCAGUAAUUUAUGUAGUUGAUAGUGUGGAUAAGGAUCGUAUGCAGACAUCAAGGGAAGAAUUACAUGCCAUGUUAGAGGAAGAAGAAUUAAAAGAUGCAGCCCUUCUUGUGUUUGCAAAUAAACAAGAUAUGGAAGGCGCUUUAUCUGCUGCAGAAGUUGCUGAUGCUCUUGGUUUAUCAACUUUAAAAAAUAGACAAUAUUCUAUCUACAAAACAAGUGCAUUAAAGGGAGAAGGUUUAACGGAAGGUUUAGAUUGGCUUGUUAAUAUUAUUCAAGAGAAUAAGAAAUAAAUUAUAAUUUUUGACCCUGCUUUUCCAUACGAAUAAUGAAAAAAAAAAAAGCGCAUAAAAAGCUCUUCAUAUCUAUUAGCCUUGGUAACCUUGUACAAUAAAAAAUGAUCGGCUCUUUCUUCUGGUAACACAUUCAUAAAUGAUGAACAAACGUUAUUUUACUGUAUAAUCAGAGUCAUAUAAAUGUUAAUAAUAAUAUUGAUUCCGAAUAGUCUUUAUGCUUAUUAGAUAAGAUUUGAAUCCAAUAAGCUCCAGUAGCUAACAUGAAGUUAUUACUGAGAAUAUUAAAAUAUUCGUAAUGAGACCUUUCCUCAAAACAAAAAGUUAUUAAAUGGGAAGAAAUGUUUAUGAAAUAUACAAAAUUGUAACCAAG
This is a messenger RNA of Cokeromyces recurvatus, 950 nucleotides long. Its product is annotated as ADP-ribosylation factor family-domain-containing protein. Gene Ontology annotation, biological process: intracellular protein transport; vesicle-mediated transport. The transcript is spliced from 6 exons. Lineage: Eukaryota; Fungi; Mucoromycota; Mucoromycetes; Mucorales; Mucoraceae. The record is from RefSeq and is a predicted model, not a curated record. Gene Ontology annotation, cellular component: Golgi apparatus; cytoplasm. Gene Ontology annotation, molecular function: GTPase activity; GTP binding. The coding region runs from base 29 to 577 and encodes 182 amino acids.